Etheostoma cragini (Arkansas darter) is the source of this 713-nucleotide messenger RNA. RefSeq names its product Fc receptor, IgE, high affinity I, gamma polypeptide like (gene fcer1gl). Lineage: Eukaryota; Metazoa; Chordata; Actinopteri; Perciformes; Percidae. Gene Ontology annotation, biological process: cell surface receptor signaling pathway. Gene Ontology annotation, cellular component: Fc-epsilon receptor I complex. The transcript has 5 exons. Gene Ontology annotation, molecular function: IgE receptor activity. The record is from RefSeq and is a predicted model, not a curated record. Bases 143 to 427 code for a protein of 94 amino acids.
GGACUUCCUGUUUGCUGCUGCUCACAGAGCUCACAUCAGAGGGCUUUUUUCAUUUUUUUUUUUUUUUUUAAAGAGAUCUCGCUGUCAGCCGGCAAGGGAGCAUCAAAACAGAUCCUUUAUUUUAUCUAGCCCAGUCGGUAAGAUGGCACACGCAAUGCUCUUCGCUACCUUUCUGAUUAUCUUUCCCACCUGCACCGAGGCCGUUGGAGCCAUGAACAUAUGUUUCAUCCUGGAUGGGAUUCUCAUCCUUUACGGCAUCAUUCUCACCGUGUUAUACUGCAGACUGAGGAUGGGUCCAGCCAACAAAACGCCUGCCGACCCCCCUGAGAAGCAGCCCGCUGAGGGAGGCAUCUAUGCGGUGAGAGUUCUCAUUGUAAUGAUUAAAAAGACAUUUAAAAAGGCACUUGAAGGAAAAGUGACAGCUUAACGCACAGCGAAUGGGUCUAACCUCUCACAGCACCGAUACCUACGAGACCAUCAAAAUGGACAAAAAGCCCAUCGUCUGAUGGUGGAAGAGGGCCGGGUGCAGAGAGGACGCUGAGCACACAAACGCAGUGUCAAAUCUCUCCAAGCUUUAUACUGUAUAUUAAGUUGCAUGAGUUUCUAUACAUGACUUUUCUCCCUUUUCUUUUUGUAAAAAAUACUACUCCCAUUUCUAAACUUUGCACGUGUGACAUGAUACAACUAAAUGAAUUGAACAAUUCACUAAUAAA